AAUAUUAACAUUCCUAACUUCCUUCCUUCAUUAUUCAUUCUUCAUUCGUCAACUUCUCCUCCUCCAAUGGCGGCCGUGGAUGUUUCCUCCGCCGCCGCCACUAUCACCGCCGCGCUUCCCUCCUCCCGCCGCUGUCCUUCUCAACCGCCCAAUCAAAUCCGCAUCCUCUCCAAACCCUCCUCCUCAACCCUUCGACUCUCUCUCAACCCCAGAUGCAGCAACCUCGCGCAAAAUCCAGUCCCCAAAAACGCCGUCGUUUCCAAGCUUUCCCCUCUCGAGUUGCUCAAGUCUUCCGCCGCCGACAGAUAUACGAAGGAAAAGAGUAGCAUCAUUGCCAUUGGACUGAAUGUUCAUACUGCUCCGGUUGAGCUACGUGAGAAGCUUGCGAUCGCUGAAGAGAAAUGGCCUCAGGUGAUUGAAGAGCUUUGUGGUUUGAAUCAUAUUGAAGAAGCUGCUGUUCUUAGCACUUGUAACCGGAUUGAGAUUUAUGUUGUGGCUCUCUCCCAGAAUCGUGGUGUUAGGGAAGUCACUCAGUGGAUGUCAAAGAUGAGUGGGGUUCCAAUACCAGAGCUCCAGGAGCACCAGAUGUUGCUGUAUAACAAGGAUGCCACACAGCAUUUGUUUGAAGUAGCUGCUGGGCUUGACUCCCUUGUUCUAGGGGAGGGUCAGAUUCUUGCUCAGGUGAAGCAAGUUGUGAAAACUGGACAAGGAGUGUCUGGUUUUGGUCAGAUGAUGAGUGGGAUGUUCAAGCAGGCAAUCUCUGCCGGGAAGCGGGUUCGGAGCGAGACUAACAUUGCUUCUGGAUCAGUUUCUGUUAGCUCUGCUGCUGUGGAGCUGGCACAGAUGAAGCUUUCAGAGUCUUCCUUUGCUGAUGCCAGAGUGUUAGUAAUUGGGUCAGGAAAGAUGGGUAGACUUGUGAUUAAGAACUUGGCUGCAAAAGGGUGCAAAAAGAUGGUGAUUGUUAACAGAACUGAAGAGAAAGUCAAUGCCAUUAGGCGAGAGAUGAAAGAUGCUGACAUUGUUUUCAGACCUCUUUCAGAAAUGCUUGAUUGUGCUGCUGAAGCUGAUGUAAUCUUCACCAGCACAGCAUCUGAAUCUCCUCUAUUCUCAAAAGAGAAUGUGGAGAGGCUUCCUCUAGUUAGCCAAGGUGCAAGGAGACGACUUUUCAUUGAUAUAUCUAUGCCUAGGAAUGUUGAACCGGGGGUUUCAGAUCUGGAGACCGCACUUGUGUACAAUGUGGAUGAUCUUCGGGAAGUUGUUGCAGCAAACAAGGAGGACAGGCUCCAGAAAGCUAUGGAAGCGCGAGGAAUAAUCCAGGAGGAGUUGAAUAAAUUCGAAGCGUGGAAAGACUCCUUGGAAACUGUACCUACUAUUAAGAAAUUUAGAGCUUAUGCUGAAAGGAUUAGUUCCUCUGAGGUGGAGAAGUGUUUGUCGAAGAUGGGUAAUGACAUCUCAAAGGAGCAAAAAGAUGCAAUAUAUUCACUUGGUAUGGGCAUUGUGAAUAAGCUUCUUCACGGUCCUAUGCAGCAUUUGAGGUGUGAUGGGAAUGAUAAUCGUUGUUUGAGUGAAGUACUCGAGAAUAUGCGCGCUCUUAACAGAAUGUAUGAUCUUGAGACAGAAACUUCCUUGAUAGAAGAAAAGAUCAAAGCCAAGAUGGAACGGGUUCAAAAGUAAACUCUCCUUAAAAUUGUCGUCAUUUUAUACGUUUCCUAGUGCGGCUUCAACCCUUACCUCUUCUUGUACACUACAAUAGUGAAUUGAGGCCCUUUGGAGACUAAUUCUUUUAUUUUUUUUAACUAAACUAAAAAGGGAAUAAACAUUGAUAUAGGAGUGUAGUUGACGAUUCAUGAUUCUCAUGACAACAGAGAUUCUUUGCUUGUAUACUUUUUUUUUUUUGAACCUUCUUUGCUUGUAUACUUAAUAACAUUGUUUUAGAUAGUGUAAUAUUUACCUUUGAAGUUUGGA
This is a messenger RNA of Lotus japonicus, 1965 nucleotides long. RefSeq names its product glutamyl-tRNA reductase 2-like. The coding region runs from base 67 to 1674 and encodes 535 amino acids. Gene Ontology annotation, molecular function: NADP binding; glutamyl-tRNA reductase (NADP+) activity. The transcript is spliced from 3 exons. NCBI's taxonomy places the organism in Eukaryota, Viridiplantae, Streptophyta, Magnoliopsida, Fabales, Fabaceae. Gene Ontology annotation, biological process: tetrapyrrole biosynthetic process. The record is from RefSeq and is a predicted model, not a curated record.